This is a messenger RNA of Naegleria lovaniensis, 1182 nucleotides long. RefSeq lists its product as uncharacterized. Bases 1 to 1182 code for a protein of 393 amino acids. The record is from RefSeq and is a predicted model, not a curated record. The transcript has a single exon. NCBI's taxonomy places the organism in Eukaryota, Heterolobosea, Eutetramitea, Acrasida, Naegleriidae.
AUGGUCAACCAUCAACUCUCUCCAAGUCACAGUGAAGAAGAAGAAGAAGAAAUUCAAAUUCACUCCUCCUCUGUGACUUUAAAUAAUUCCAUAGUAGCAGCAGUAGUAUCAACAACCAACACCUCUCAACAACAACAAUACAAUGAAACCAUCAAUGAAACCAUUUCCAAACACAAAAUGAAACAAUACGAAUCGGAAUUUGUGGAUCAUCCCAAUUCAAAUGUUUAUUCCGGAUGUUUGUAUCAAUUAUUUGCACCAUUUUUCAUGUUGUUUGGAUCGGGAGGAAUCUUUUCUUCGAAUCCAUCCAAUCAUUCAAAAUCCUCUCAUCAUCAUCAUGAUAAACCACCGACACGAGAGGAAACGUCAUCAUUAUUAUUGGGACAAGAGGAUGCAGCAGAAGAGGAUUUGGAUGAAGAAUUAUAUCGAAAUCAUGAAGAUGGCAAUGAAGAGGAAGAUUUAGAUUCGUAUUUGAAUCGAUCGUUGGAAGGAGCAACUUCCGUGUUGCAUCGAGAGGAACAACAAUUAUAUUCAAAAUUUAAAGAUUCAAGUUAUAGAAAUGUGUUUGAGAGUAAGAAUGGAAUUAGUGGUAAUAGUGGAGGACAACAACAACAGAAUCAGUCACAUCUUAUUCAAAAUCGUGACAUGAAUGAUCAUGCAACAAGUGUGAAGCAUCAGCAACAACAAUUACAACAACAGCAUAAUGAGGACGAUUUACUAAAUUUUGAUUCCAUUCCAAAGAAUGAAUUAUUGACAAUGAAUAGACCUCAUCCUCCUGUCGAUCCAUUGAUGCACAAUUCUAAUCAUGGAAUCACGCAAAAUGGAACAAAUUCUUCAGAGCAAGAACAGAAUCAUCACUUGGACAGCAUUUCACUCGACGAGAAAAAGAGUGGAGCCAAAGAUACGAUAAAUACUAAGGCAACCACAACAUCAGUGUCAAUCAAUACCACUUCAUCUCAACAAUUACCAACUUUUAAUAGAGUUUCCUCUCCAUCGAUCCACAACCCAAGUCAACAACCCUCAACAACAACUGUAAAAGCGUCCCAGGCUUCAAUGAAUUUAGGAACCCAGAAUUCAACAACGACACAACCACCCCAACAACACUACACCCCUCCUGUCAUUGAUGAAGAGACCUUUUCCAACCUUCUUCAACAACACUACGAAGAUGACGAUGAAGAUGAUUAA